Messenger RNA from Pungitius pungitius (ninespine stickleback), 5619 nucleotides. RefSeq names its product oxysterol binding protein-like 6 (gene osbpl6). Gene Ontology annotation, molecular function: cholesterol binding. The record is from RefSeq and is a predicted model, not a curated record. Gene Ontology annotation, cellular component: cytosol; membrane; intracellular membrane-bounded organelle. NCBI's taxonomy places the organism in Eukaryota, Metazoa, Chordata, Actinopteri, Perciformes, Gasterosteidae. The transcript is spliced from 23 exons. The coding region runs from base 312 to 3065 and encodes 917 amino acids.
GCACCGAUCGCACUUAACAACAAGACGUAUAUACGCGUCGGUGUGGAUCUUAAUGGAAGCCGUUGGUAUUUUUGAGAAGCCGGGUAUCUCUGCCCAGUGAAGGGAGACCAACCCCCCCCCCCCCCCCCGCCAGCCCGCCACCUCCUCCUCCUCCUCAAUUGUGUCCUGCGCCAAGAACCGUAAAGACAUGGUCAGCACACGGCUUCUGUGAUGAACAUCAAGCAGUGAGUGUGCGAUUCUUUCCAGAGGAUGGCCCUGAUCCGCGGGGCUCAGUGUUGAGCGAGGUACGCAGAGCCGCCCGGUGCGCCGACAUGUCGCACCACCAAUACUACCAGAGAGGCGUCCACGGCCGCACCUUGAGCACAGAGGAGAGGAGCUCCCCGCCGGUUCUCAAGGCCUCCACGCCGGUUCACAAGAGCGCCUCCUCCUCCUCCUCUUCCCAGCGCGACAGUCGGCAGGAGGCAGACAGCUGGGAAAUCAUCGAGGGGCUGAAAAUCGGCCAAAGCAACGUGCAGAGGCCCGACAAACACGAGGGUUUUAUGUUGAAGAAGCGGAAGUGGCCCCUGAAAGGUUGGCACAAGCGUUUUUUUGUCCUGGACAAUGGUAUCCUGAAGUACUCCAAGUCCCCCAUUGAUAUCCAAAAGGGCAAACUGCACGGCAGCAUCGACGUCGGCCUCUCCGUCAUGUCCAUCAAGAAGAGAGCGCGUCGCAUCGACCUGGACACCGAGGAGCAUAUCUAUCACCUGAAGGUCAAAUCUCAAGACAUCUUCGACGCCUGGGUGUCCAAGUUGCGUCACCACCGGCUUUACCGGCAGAACGAGAUCGUGCGAUCUCCCCGGGAGGCCACCAUGCGGACGUUUCCUCCCCCGGCCGCCAAGGAGUCCCCGAAACCUGCUCCCAGCGCGGCCCGUGAAGCCAAGGCCGCGCCCAGCACGUUGCCGUGGCAGCCGGCGGCGCCCAGCAGCAGCAGCAGCCUGCCCGCCUCCUACAGCAACGGCCAGAGCAAGGUGGUUGCCUGGCUGCAGGAAUCGGAGGAGAUGGACAAGUGCGCAGAGGAGCUCGCUCGAUGUCAGUCCAAUCUGACUGAGCUGAGCCGGCUAUUGCAGAGUUUGGAGAUUCUACAAAGGACACAGUCAGCGCCCAACUUUACAGAUAUGCAGACCAAUUGUGUAGAAAUGUCAAAGAAAGAAAAGCGGUUGAACAGAAGAUGGAGAACAAAAAGUGUCGGCAAAGAUGCAAAAUUCCAGCUUCAGGUCCCCCUGUCUGCUAGCAUGUCCCCCGUCCGUCUCCACUCAUCCAACCCCAACCUGUGCGCCGAGCUGGCAGACUUUCAACCCCCCGCCUCCCGGCUGACUGACAGCGCCGAGUGUGCCAGUGACUACAUCAAACUCCAGGAGGAGUUCUGCACAAUUGCACAGAAAGUCCACUCCCUGCUGAAGUCGUCCUUCAACACAGUAGCCAUAGAGAAGGAAAAGAUCAAACAGAUUCUGUCUGACCAGGAGCAGUCGGACCAAUCGGCCCAGAUCAACUCCCUCCGGAAGUCUCUGUCGCAGGCCCUGACCCAAAAUGCGGAACUUCGAACUCGACUCAACCGCAUCCACUCUGAAUCUGUCCUGACCGAACAAGUUGUCAGCGUGAAUGUCAUCUCCACGCCUGAGGCUGGAGAACAGAUGGGGAUCCCUCUGACUCAGCAUGCCUCUAAUGAGAGCCGACUGUCCAUGUCGGAGUCCGUCUCCGAGUUCUUUGAUGCCCAGGAAGUGCUUCUGUCAGCCAGCUCAUCAGAGAAUGAGGGCUCAGACGAUGAGUCAUACGUCAGCGAUGUGAGCGAUAACAUUUCAGAGGACAACGCCAGUGUGACCGAUAACGUCUCCAGACAAAUGGCCAACGGCGACUUCGCCGGCAGCGCCUUCCGCAACGGGCGGCGGAGCUGCCUGCCGGCGCCGUGCCCCGACACCAGCAACAUCAACCUGUGGAACAUCUUGAGGAACAACAUCGGCAAGGACCUGUCCAAAGUGUCCAUGCCCGUGGAGCUCAACGAGCCCCUCAACACCUUGCAGCGCAUGUGCGAGGAGCUGGAGUACAGCGAGCUGCUGGACAAGGCCGCCGAGACCGAGGACCCCUUGGAGCGCAUGGUUGUCGUCGCCGCUUUCGCCGUCUCCGGCUACUCGUCCACUUACUACAGAGCAGGAAGUAAGCCAUUCAACCCGCUCCUCGGAGAGAGCUACGAAUGUAUCCGGGAAGACAAGGGCUUUUGUUUUUUCUCCGAACAGGUGAGCCACCAUCCUCCCAUCUCCGCCUGCCACUGUGAGUCAAAGAACUUCACCUUCUGGCAAGAUGUGAGAUGGAAAAACAAGUUCUGGGGAAAAUCCAUGGAGGUAUUACCAAUCGGGACUGUGAAUCUCAUGAUUCCCAGGUUUGGAGACCAAUACGAAUGGAACAAAGUCACCACCUGUGUGCACAACAUCCUCAGUGGACAGCGGUGGAUCGAACACUACGGGGAGAUCACCAUCAGAAACACAAAGAGCAGCGCCUGCCUCUGCAAACUUACAUUCGUCAAGGGGAAUUACUGGAGCUCCAACGUGAACGAGGUGCAGGGAUUCGUGAUGGAUCAGGAAGGCAAAGUGGUCCACAGGCUUUUUGGGAAAUGGCACGAGGGUCUUUACUGUGGGGUCCCACCCUCUGCCAAAUGCAUCUGGAGGCCUGGCUCCAUGCCCACAGAUUACGAGCUGUACUACGGCUUCACCAGGUUCGCCAUUGAAUUGAACGAGCUUUGCCCCGAGUUGAAGGACGUUCUGCCCCGAACAGACGCCCGAUUCAGGCCUGAUCAAAGGCAUCUGGAGGAGGGGAACUUGGAGAUGGCGUCCUCGGAGAAGCAGCGCAUCGAGGACCUGCAGAGAGUCCGCAGAAAGUGCAACGAUGAGAACAACGUCAAACUGGAACCCCGCUUCUUCAAGAAAGUGGUCGACGGCAACCACAGGGAGAGGUGGGUCUCCAACAACACGUACUGGGAGCUUCGCAAAAACCCCGGCUUCAUCAAUAUGGAACCCACUAUGAACCUGUGGUAGCACGCCGACGCGCCCGCGUCCAUCGUACCUUCAUCGUCGCCUACGCACAAAAAGGUCCGAGCGCGAGGCCCGAGGGGGGCUCGGCCUGAUCGGGGUCCCGUGGCUCCGCCUCAUCCGUCCAUGGAAACAUCACGUAGGGUCACCUCCAUUGUGAUCGUGGGAAGUCGGGUCGCCAGGGCAACAAUCACAUCCCUCCCGUGUAGAUCUUUCCUCAGCUCCUUUUUGACUCCUGAGUAUGUCCUUGCCUUAAAAAGACACCCCGUGCAAGUCACAUGAUUUAACGCUUUUUACGUUGAAGCCGUUCGAUUUGAGCCACGGUUUGGGUUAGACUAGUCCACGAAGAAGACCUUUCGAUUACCUACGGUACCUAUUUGCAUGUUUAAAGAGCAGCUUUCACUGGCAUAUUUAGUAUAUCAUCAAUCAUUAUAGAAAAUAAGGUAUUUUUAUAAAAUAUCUUGGACUCAGAAUUGAAAUGGCGUUAUGUGAAUUGGCAGAUUUUUAUUUAUUUAUGUUUUUUUAAUACUGUUGAAUUUGUGUGAUGGCAGUACUCUCUCUCGGGAACCAACUCAUUCAAAAUGAAUCUCUACUGCAGCAGAGUCAGUGUGGCGCCCACAGAUGGAAUUUUUAAUUAAUAUUUUCAAACAGCGUCUCGAAGCAGAUCGUGUUUGUUGAGGGAGAAGAAGCUAUUAAGAUCCUAUCGCAGCAUUUUGGACAUUUCCAAAAUGACUUCUUUUUGAAACAGUCGGCACAGAUUCUCUGUAAACAGAGGGUCAACCUCACCAGCACACCCCUACUCCAACGUCUAAUUUUAAACAUUGUUCCGGUGAAACCACAUCGUCUGAAUCACAUGGUUACAUAAAUACACACGUAACUCCCUCCGUGUGUAGUGGACUCCGGAACAUAAAACACUCAUUGAAAUCAAAGGUCUGGGAGAGGAUGCGUGUGGUAGGUCGUUCAGAUUGUGAAACCCGGAGAGACAAUUGGGGCUUUAAAAAAUAGACGUGAGAGUGAAACAGGAGGAAAUCAGUCCUCUAUUUCCAGGAUGAGGCUGAACACUCUUCUACAUUUUUUAUUUUUAUUUAUUUAUAGUAAUAAUGGAGCUAAUGUAAAAUGUCCAUCAAGGCGCACUGAAACGUUAUUUUUAAUCUAAAUUCUUGCUAUAAUGUACAACUCAAAAUGUAAAAUGAGAUGAAACAAAAACCAAGAACUUUUACCAGCAAGCGUUUGGUAUUUGUGGUGAUUCAUCUUCUGCUCUCUAAUCAGCCACCGUUUUCUGUUGAAUAAUAAAUGAAUCAUCUAAUUAUGUCAGCAAAUCCAAAACACAUUCAUCAGAAAGUAGAUAUUCCAACGUAAAAACCACCAGAGCCACCUACUGGUCGCGCUGGGAACGUGCUGCAUCAGUAUUGUAAAAAAAAAUAGAAUUAUUUCUUUAAACGUCUUUGAUGUUUGAAGCUAAAUAAAGUUCAUAAAGUAACAGUUUUUACUGUUCUAGAAUCCAAAUGUGUGUGAUUUCCCCAGAGACGGUACUGCGCCAUUCCGGGCUUCCACGCAGCGUCAGUCCGCUAUUUAACGUUUGUGUAUUUAUUGCAAAGCAGAUUGGAUUAGCGACAUGGAAUCAACCCCCAAACGGAAGCAGAAAAGAGAAAAUAUUAGUGUUUUAGAAGGAAAACUACGUGGAGCAAAUCCCUCCUGUGUGCACUGUUCAAAUGGUUCUGUAGAUAACAAACAAGUCCCUUUUCUUUUUUUCUUUUUUCAAUGUACUUAUCGAGUUCUUUUUGAUCCCAGACCAUUAACUUAAAGCUAGAACUUUUGUCAGUUUCACUUGCUGUGCCUUAAUGCAUUUAUUAAUGCCUCACAACCCCCCCCCCACCCCCCCCCCCCCCCCGCGCGCAGAGAAGGUAUGCCAUAAACGAACGGCCCACGCCAGCCGCCUCCUCCUGACGACGCGUCGCACUGGAAGUGACUGAACGGCUCGUCUUUGACUGUAAAAAGCUUGCGGAUUGGUUCUCACUGUAAAUACAGCACAUUAAGAAGAUGGGGCCACGACUUAAAAAGCCGAUUCCUUUCCCCCCCCCCCCCCCCCCCCUCUGACAUCAGUGACGUGUUUUUUUUAUUAUUUAUUUUUUUAACAAGACUGAAUCCCAGCAGGUGUGUGAAGCGGUGGCGGCGAUGCUUUGCGUAGCGUUUGGUAUCAUAGAGUCUGAUUUGAAAUGAAAAAAAAAAAAAAAAUGAAAAAAAUCAUGGAUACUUCUUCGCGCUUUCUUCAUCUACUGUUGCACCUGCAUGUCUAGGCAACCUAGCCUGCCAAUCAAUAUUGCAGAUGCCUUACCAAAAAAAAGAAAAGAAAAAGAAAAUAGGUUUUGUGUUUGUUUAAUUGGACUUUUUCUGUUGCUUUGGACUGACGUGUAUCCCAAAGCACCGUGUCGGCUCCUUUCGUUCAAAUCGUUUUAUGAUGGGGUACCUUCUAAAGUGCAAUUUUAACAAAGUACAUAUCUUUCCAUGAACACUGUACACUGCUGCUACAUAGUGCUUGUUCUAAUAAAACUGUAAAACU